This is a messenger RNA of Trypanosoma cruzi, 854 nucleotides long. RefSeq lists its product as uncharacterized. The transcript has a single exon. Gene Ontology annotation, molecular function: protein binding. The annotation marks the transcript as partial. NCBI's taxonomy places the organism in Eukaryota, Euglenozoa, Kinetoplastea, Trypanosomatida, Trypanosomatidae. The record is from RefSeq and is a predicted model, not a curated record.
AUGAAUACCGCCAAACGUGCAACGACGCGCAAGGCCCAAGUCCCCUCGGAGAAGACCGUCUCUGAGGCGGAGACAAGGUGCCACAGUGCACUCCUUGUUAUCGGCACGUACCACUCCGUGAUGGCAGGUCUUGUGUACCGCCGAAACAAGUUUGGCAUGCUUUUCUCCGUGAAACACCACGAGGGCUGCAUUAACAGCGUGGCUGUGGGCGAAAGGUACAUGGCCACUUCCGGCACGGACGAGCGUGUCUUCCUCUUUACGAACAAGAACCAGAAGAGUCUCACACCCUCUGAACGGCUACGAUUGCGGGCGGCGGGGGAGUCGUUGAGUGUGCGGCUUGCGGAUCUUGGCCACAUCUCGCCGCCAAGCGAGGUGCGCUCUCUUCUUUUUAUUGCCAACUCACAGCAACUGCUCUGCGGCUGCACGGACGGCCAACUCCUCAUGUACCGGACUCGCGACUGGUCCGUCGGCCUCUCGCUCCCACUGCACGAGAAGGGCGUUGUGGGCGUUGCGACACAUCCGGGCAGUGACGGGGCGUUGGCCGUCACGAUUGGCGCGGACCGGCACGUCGCGGUUAUAGACCUUGCAAGGGGCCGACUGCUCAGCAAGUGGCGCUACAACGCAUCCCUUGAGGGAACUGAAGUGAAAAAGCGGCAGGAGGAGGAGGAAGAGGAAAAGGAUGACGACAAAAAAGAUGGCACGCCACGCGUGAAGCGGGUCAAGUUGGAGAGGCGCGACGGCCCGCAUACGGUGAAGUUCUCACCGAGCGGGAGGUAUUUUACUGUCAUGUCGAGUCACGCCUUUGCCGUGUACGAGACGGCGACGGUGGGCGUCGUGGCAAUUUAUCGGACGCC